This is a messenger RNA of Sinocyclocheilus grahami, 848 nucleotides long. RefSeq lists its product as uncharacterized. Bases 150 to 812 code for a protein of 220 amino acids. The transcript has a single exon. Gene Ontology annotation, molecular function: nucleic acid binding. The record is from RefSeq and is a predicted model, not a curated record. Lineage: Eukaryota; Metazoa; Chordata; Actinopteri; Cypriniformes; Cyprinidae.
UGCGAGCCAUCCAUAUCGAACUGAUAGAGUCAAUGGACACAUCAAGCUUCAUUAAUGCACUUCGCCGGUUCUUUGCCAUUCGAGGCCCGGCAAAGAUUAUAUGAUCUGACUGUGGUACUAAUUUCAUAGGAGCAUGCAGAGAGCUGAACAUGCUUGUGGUCUCUUCCAAAGAUCCCAGUGUGACAAAAUACCUUAGUGAUGAAGGUUGCAAAUGGAUCUUUAACCCACCUCAUUCGUCUCACAUGGGGGGAGCAUGGGAGAGAAUGAUCGGACUUUCGAGACGGAUUUUGGACUCCAUGCUUCCUCAAAUCAGCUCCUCGCAUCUGACUCACGAAAUGCUAUCAACUCUAAUGGCUGAAGUAUGUGCUAUUAUCAACGCAAGACCUCUUGUAUACAUUUCUACUGACCCUGAGUCACCUCUUCUCCUCACCCCAGCAAUGAUCCUCUCACAAAAGGUGUGUACCUCAUCCGCACCUACAGGGCCGUUUGAGAACGCUGAUCUGUAUCGAAAACAAUGGAAAAGAGUGCAGUAUCUUGCCAGCCUGUUUUGGGAAAGGUGGAGACGAGAAUACCUUGCAUCACUUCAGCCUCGUAAGAAAUGGCAAGACAACAAACCUAAUAUCAAAGAAAGAGACCUGGUCCUUCUGAAAGACGAUCAGGUAAAAAGGAACGAAUGGCCAAUGGCUCUGGUCACCAAAGCUAUCGCAGACUCAGAUGGCAAAGUCAGAAAACUGGAACUGAAAGUCACUAAGAGUGGUACUGCUAAAACCUUCUUACGACCUAUUACAGAGGUUAUCUUGCUUAUGUCUUAAAUUACCCAGUGAACGUAUAUUCACUAGUUGAGAAAU